Prunus avium (sweet cherry) is the source of this 435-nucleotide messenger RNA. Its product is annotated as putative disease resistance protein At5g63020. The record is from RefSeq and is a predicted model, not a curated record. NCBI's taxonomy places the organism in Eukaryota, Viridiplantae, Streptophyta, Magnoliopsida, Rosales, Rosaceae. Gene Ontology annotation, molecular function: ADP binding.
AUGAAUGAUAUGCUUAGUGCUUUGAGGAAUGAAAAGACAAGAAUAAUUGGGAUUUGCGAGAUGGGAGGUGUGGGUAAAACCACAAUGGUGAGAGAAAUCAUCAAGAGAUUACAAGGAACGAAUAAGCGGUUUGAUGAUGUUGUGAUGUCAACUGUCUCCGCAACUGUAAGCAUUAGGAAAAUUCAAGCUGAAAUUGCAGAGUCACUCGAUAUGAAAUUGGUCAAGGAAAGUGAAUCUAUAAGAGCACUAAGGCUGCAUGAGACAAUCAAGGAUAAAAGAAUCCUGAUUAUAUUAGAUGAUGUAUGGUCAGAGCUUAAAUUACAGGAUGUAGGAAUUCAUUUUGAUGUUGGACCUACAACUAAUCAAAUUCAGGAAGGGUGCAAAAUUUUGUUGACAUCUCGAAAUGAAGAAGUUUGUGAAGUGAUGGGGGUGUAA